AUGGAGGAAGAUAAAAACGAUUAUAAUCCAGAAGAAGAAGUUACUACAGGAAACUGGAACACCCCAAAGGUUGAAUUAAAAGAAGUAGAAAUAAAAACUGGAGAAGAAGAUGAAAGUUUAUUUUGGUCAGGAAGAUCAAAAUUGUAUAGAUGGGUAGAUGGAGAAUGGAAAGAAAGAGGCUUAGGUGAAUCAAAAUUAUUAUUACAUAAAAAAAAAGGAAUUAUAAGAUUUCUAUUAAGGCAAGAGAAAACUUUAAAAGUUGUUGCUAAUCAUUAUAUUUAUCCAAGUGAAUCUUACUGUAAGCUUGUACCAAAUGCUGGAAGUGAAAAAAUUUAUGCUUGGACAGUUAAAGAUUUUGCAGAAGAACCUAAAAUCGAACAAUUUGCAUUAAAAUUUAAUAGUGCUGAAGCUGCAAAAGUAUUUAAAGAAAAGUUUGAUGAAGCAGGUAGAAUUAAUAUUAAACUUCUUAAUAAUAAAGAAGGUGAAAAAGUAAAUGAAAAAGAAGAAAAGGAAGAAACAGAUAAAAAUGAUAAUGAUUCAAAAGAAAAAGAAAAAGAAAAAGAAAAAACAAAUGACACUAAAGUAGACAAUGAAGAAAAAAAAAAAGAAGAAAAGGAUAAUGAAAAAGAAGAUAAAGAAAAAUAUGAAGCAAAAAAAGAAGAAAAAAAAAUGGAGAAAGAAAAUAUGGACACGAAAAGUAAAGAAGAAAAAGAAAAAAAAGAAGUUGCAAUUAAAGAAAAGGAUAAUGAUUGUACAAAUAAAAUAAAAAAUGAUGAAAAAAAGGAAGAUAAAAAAGAAGAAAAAAACAAAGAAAAUUCGGAAAGUGAACAAACAGAAAAUAAAAAAGAAAACAUAAAAAGAGAAAAUUAA
This is a messenger RNA of Plasmodium relictum, 870 nucleotides long. Its product is annotated as ran binding protein 1, putative. Gene Ontology annotation, cellular component: nuclear pore; cytoplasm. NCBI's taxonomy places the organism in Eukaryota, Apicomplexa, Aconoidasida, Haemosporida, Plasmodiidae. The record is from RefSeq and is a predicted model, not a curated record. The coding region runs from base 1 to 870 and encodes 289 amino acids. The transcript has 2 exons. Gene Ontology annotation, molecular function: GTPase activator activity. Gene Ontology annotation, biological process: intracellular transport.